AUUGCAUGUACAAUUCAAUUAAACACAAAUCCAAUUAGCGCACAUUUCAACUGGCGAGUUUGUUACAGUCGGCAUCAUGGAUGCGGAUCAACUGAAACGACUUGAACGCAAGGAUAUUGCUCACAUCGCUGACAUACUCAGCCAGUUUAAUACAAAGAAUGCGGAUCUCCUGACCUUCGAUAGCUUUCAUACGGACAACCAAUGGCAUGACCUGUGGCUGGCUAUAUUCGGCAUCCUCGAUGACGCGGCCCUGCAAUCGGUGCACGCCCAAUGUCUCAACACUGUCCGCAUUUUGACACGCGAUGAGUUCAGCCUGCAGACGCACUUCGUCGAGCAGGAGCUGGGCACGCUUUUAUCACUGGCGCGUAUCAAUGCCAGCAGCAAUGAGGAUGGAGCACUGCCACAGCUUGACGAUGCCCAGGCGGAGAUUAUUGCCGAGGCUUUGAAAUGUCUGUGUAACUUGGUCUAUCAAAGCGCCGACUGCCGGCGCCAGUGUCUGCGUCAGCACAGUCUCGAUGUGCUUGUCAAGCGCUUGGGCACCGCCUCAUCGAUACGUUAUCCUUGCACUUUGGAAUAUUAUGAUAUGAAGCUGUUGUUUUUGCUUACCGCAUUGGAGCCAACAGCGCGUACACGCCUACAAAUUGAUCUCAAUGGACUUACUUACAUGACGAAAUGGUUGGACGACAAGUUGGCGGAUUCUGACACAGCUGCCAGUGAGGAGCAGCUAAACAUAAUCUGUGAGCUGCUGAAGGUUAUGUUCACGGUGACCAGUGCGCCUGACAAGAGCCCCAACGAAUACGAAAUUCAAAGUCUUCAUUUGACGGGCGUUCUGCGGGAACUGCUGUUGCGGUUUGGCAGGCUAUCCACAGAACGGGAACGCGCCGUUGUGACACACGCAAUUAAUUUGCUGACCAACAUAUCGGACAGCUGCCUCUCCGAGCUGACGCUCAAGUGCAGCUCAGCGGACCCGGGAACGGAGAGUGUGAGAGAAUGUACCGUUGCAUCUGGUACCACAGAGCCGCAGCCGGCGUCAAAAUGUUGUGCCUUGUGCUUUGAGAAGCGCAACGUGCGCAGCCUGGCGGUACUGUUGGACCAUCUGCGUGGUGGACUCGCCCAGCAAGAGACAGAAGCCAGCUCCCACGAGCUGCUGUCCCCAGUGCUGACGGUGCUGGUGAAGUGUGCACGCAGCGAUCGCACCAUGCGGCACUAUUUGCGAAAGGAGAUCCUACCGCCACUGAAGGACGUCAGCAAGCGGCCAGAGAUUGGCAAUGAGCUACGCAACCAUCUCUGCCGUUUUCUCACGCUGCCUGCCAUGAUAUUGCGUGACCUGGCCGCUGAGCUACUGUUCAUACUAUGCAAGGAGGAUGUCGGUCGCAUGAUCAAGUACACGGGAUAUGGCAAUGCGGCUGGCUUGUUUGCCAAACGCGGCGUACUCGACUGCCGGCGCAUUGAGGGCGCCGACUACUCGUCAGACAGCGAGGACAGCGAUACGGAGGAGUACAAGCAACAACAGCAGAGCUUCAAUCCGGUGCUCGGCUGUGUAGAGCAGCCCAAACGUAAUCCACUCGAGGGCAUGACCGAGGAGCAAAAAGAGUACGAGGCGCUGCAGCUGGUCAAUUUGCUGGAAAAGCUGCGCAAGGAUGGCAUCGUACAGCCGGCGCUAAUUGACAAGGAUGGCAAACCGCAGCCCCUUGAGCACAUACUACAGCUACAGGAGGAGCUGCCCCAGCAGCAGCUGGAGCAGAAGCGAAAAACCUAAGCAACGGAUCGCAUCGAUUCGCGUGCAAUAUGCAAAACAAUCUUCGUUGGGGUCUUCCAAAUUGUGGCCACAUCGUCUCCCAGCCUGCCGGAUCUGGAUCACUGCAACCCCUUCUCACCUUAUACAUAACAAUUCUCUGUAUCAUAUUUAAGCGCAUUGUUAUUCCAGUAUAUAUUUACAUUUGCUAACAGACAGUGCUAGAUAGAUACACGGUUGGCUUUUAUAUAUAUAUAUACAUAUAUAUAUAUAUAUACUUCACUUUUAUUGUAUUUGCAAGUGACUUUUUCAUUUAUCUUAAUCAAAUGUGUAUUUAUAACCGCUUAAGCUCAACACCAAAAUGGAAGAAUAAGAAAAAUCAGACCUAAGAAUUUAAGCUUUAUGCAUGUAUUGAUCACGUACAACUUUCCACUUUCAUUCUUUAGGCAUACAUAGAAAUCUAUAUAGAGCUUUAUUGUGUUCAAUUUUGAUAGUCAAUGGGGCUUAGCUGCCUACAGAUUUGCGACUAGCGAUAUAUAUACAUAAAUAUAUCUAGCAUAUAGAUGAUAUAUAUUUACUAAAUACAUGUACUUAUAUUUGCUGGUACUAAAUACGUAUAUGCUUAAUAAAAGUUCUCUGUGAAUUGAAAGUUGCAAGAAAUUGAAAACCCUUUAAAAU
Messenger RNA from Drosophila novamexicana, 2413 nucleotides. RefSeq names its product synembryn (gene ric8a). The transcript is spliced from 2 exons. The record is from RefSeq and is a predicted model, not a curated record. The coding region runs from base 77 to 1759 and encodes 560 amino acids. Gene Ontology annotation, molecular function: G-protein alpha-subunit binding; guanyl-nucleotide exchange factor activity. Lineage: Eukaryota; Metazoa; Arthropoda; Insecta; Diptera; Drosophilidae. Gene Ontology annotation, cellular component: cytoplasm. Gene Ontology annotation, biological process: G protein-coupled receptor signaling pathway.